AUGUCUCAUGAGGAAAGGGGUAUGGUUGAAAAAAACAAAAAAGAAAUAGCGCGACGUAUUACACACGUGAUUGAUUGCGAGGCAUAUACGAAUAAAAAAAACACAUUUCUUCAUGAAAUAUCGGUUUAUAGGGUGAAAACCGGCGAGUGUUCGUCGUUUCAAGUGUAUAUGCCGUUUGUACCAUUUAAUGAACACAGUUAUACAAUUGAUUAUCAAAUAAAGAAAAUUCACGGCUUACCGAUUGUCUCUAAACGUUUGACGGGAGAUUUUUAUACAUUAAAAGAAUCGAUGGCAUUUUUAACAGAUGAAUUUAUGUCUCAUGCUGAUUUAGUGGCUUAUAAAGGCGGAGAUAUCGAACGUAAUUUGUUAAAUAAUAUGGGUGUUCGGUGUAUUAAUCUUGAAGUAUUGACAUGUCCAAAGUAUGCAGACUUGCUGACCUUAUUUGGUCAAUCGCAAGAAUGUUGUCCUUAUCACCUUGGUAACCAUUACCACUGUUCAAAACACGAAGUAAAAAUGUUCAUGCAUUUUGUGUAUUCUAUUCUGUAAGGAUGGCGUAUGUUGAAAAGCUCAGAGCAUUAUCGUAUCUUCUAUUAGCCCAACCUUUCAAUCCGACAUUGUGGAAUAUGUAUUCUACAUGUAAAUUUUUACGAUUCUAUAAACCACCAAUGGUUAAGGAACGACAAAUUGUGCAUUAUUCCCGAGUUAAAGAGGAAUGUUGGCUGAAAGGGGGUUUUGAGACGAUACGUGAUUUUAUUGCUGUCGAUGAUGUAGAAAAUGCAAAUGAAGAGGUAAAAAGCGACAACCCCAACACACCCGAUCUGGUGUGGGAUAAAAAUCCCCGCACGGCCAUCGCCGGUGUGGACGAAGACGGUGGGAAGGUAUUAUAUCACAUACCCGUGGAAUGGAUUCCCCGAUUGGGCACUCGCGACGGUUUUUUUGUGCUAACACCCUUUGUGUUUUGCUGCCGUGAAAUAUUAGUACGUUCAAAAACACAGUUGGUACGUUGCCAAUCGUUAAAUAUGCCUUGCGAGUAUUAUGUAGAUGAACAUUAUUUCCAUGUUGGUUUGGGAGAUUGCGACGAAAACAGUUCGGAGGUCGAAGUGUUUGCGGGUACACAGUUGUAUGUGGGGUUGAAAAACAUCAUGCAACAUUUUAAGACGGGGUUAUAUGUAAAUAUGGGGGAAAUGUUAAUCGCUCUCGACUGUAAUGAGAAAGUGUUGCAGUAUUACCGUAAAGAAGUGCACAAUGAAAAGAAUGAAAAUGGCGAACCUGUAGUAACUGUAACAUAUAAUGUAGAAGAGAAGAGGGGUAUGUUUAUUCGUAAGUAUUUAGCGCAUAUAUUAGUAUGCAAAAAAUGUAUUAGAUAUCUUGAAGAUUUUUUAACGUUAUUAGACCAGAGUGUGGAAAAACACCCAUUUCCUGAACAUGCCGAAUUAGAUUGCGACGGUCAUAAUUGUAUAGGUUUACCCGUCUUACGCCAUAUAUUAGAUGCGGAUUUUGAUAGUUUGAGGGAUAAAGCUUUUUAUGGUGUUGUAGUCGAUGUGUUUGAGAGUCCUUGCCAACGUGUGGAUUGUUUUAUGACAUCUUAUGUUAUAAAAUAUGUGUAA
Paramuricea clavata is the source of this 1607-nucleotide messenger RNA. Lineage: Eukaryota; Metazoa; Cnidaria; Anthozoa; Malacalcyonacea; Plexauridae. The record is from the annotation of a GenBank genome assembly.